AUGGGAUUUUAUUUAUGUAGUCGUUAUAGAAUAAUUGUUCUUAUUCUUGUUAUAUUAAUUAUGUGGCAGAUUUAUGCUAAUUAUUCACAUUUUAUGUUGACAAAAUCUACCACUACUUCAGCGAGUAAUAUUGUACAAUUAGAAGAUGAUUCUUAUAAUACACAUAAACAAGAUAAAGUUAAAGUAAGAGUGUAUUAUGAAACAUUGUGUCCUGAUUCAAAGCAUUUUUUCGUGAGACAUUUAGGACCAGUGACAGAAAAGCUUUCAGAUUUUCUUGAUGUCACAUUGGUACCAUAUGGUAAAGCAACUACAACUGAAAGAAAUGGACAGUACUAUUUUAAGUGUCAACAUCAAGAAGAAGAAUGCUAUGCAAAUAAAGUACAUGCAUGCAGUAUUGAUAUAUUAAACAAUAUAGUAUUAGCUGUUAAGAUAACAGUGUGCAUGAUAGAAGAUAACUAUGAUGCUGACGGUGCUCUACAUAAGUGUGCCAAACAACUGAAUAUUGAACCGGAGCCAAUAAUCAACUGUGCUGGAACUACGCAUGGUUCAGAAUUACUGAAAAAGUAUGGAGAUGACACACAUAUACUGAAACCUACUUUUAUACCAACUGUUACAUUAAAUGGUUCGAGGGAUAAUCAAGCUGCCAUAUUGAAGAAUUUUCUUCUAGAAGUUUGUAAGUUAAUUGCUAUGCCCCUACCACCACCAUGUUUGUGA
Pieris macdunnoughi is the source of this 714-nucleotide messenger RNA. The record is from the annotation of a GenBank genome assembly. Lineage: Eukaryota; Metazoa; Arthropoda; Insecta; Lepidoptera; Pieridae.